This is a messenger RNA of Octodon degus (degu), 2547 nucleotides long. It is a transcript of the gene Tpx2, whose product is annotated as TPX2, microtubule nucleation factor. Gene Ontology annotation, biological process: activation of protein kinase activity; regulation of mitotic spindle organization. The record is from RefSeq and is a predicted model, not a curated record. The coding region runs from base 179 to 2389 and encodes 736 amino acids. The transcript is spliced from 18 exons. Gene Ontology annotation, cellular component: spindle; microtubule. Lineage: Eukaryota; Metazoa; Chordata; Mammalia; Rodentia; Octodontidae.
UACCGAAUGAGUACUGCCGGCGGGCUGGAGGCAUUUCGUUGUCAGAGCUGAGCUGAGGCGCGGUUCCUAAUAAAGAGGAAUCUGCUAGACUUCCAGAUUUAAGAAGAGAAAUUGACCUGUUGAGAAACGUGAUACAAAUACUGGGAAAAACCUGCUCUUCUGUACUAAGGGUAGGACAAUGUCACACAUUAAAAACUCUUACUCCUUUGAUGCACCCUCGGACUUCAUUAAUUUUACAUCCUUGGAUUAUGAAGAAGAUACAGAAAACAUAGAUUCAUGGUUUGAAGAGAAGGCCAAUUUGGAGAAUAAGUUUCCUGGGAAAAAUGGGACAGGAGAGCUUUUUCAGAGCAAAACUUCCCUGAGAAAAGCAAAUCUUCAGCAAGCUAGUCUCACACCUUUGCAACCAGUUGAGAACACUUACUACAAAGAGGCAGAAAACACAAAUCUUACAGAAUAUUCGAAUUUGUUGAGUGCUGGUUGCACCCUGGAAGUUGAGGGCACCAAAUCAAGAAACACUCCAGCCCAGCCUCAGAGGCGAUCUCUUAGACUUUCUGCUCAGAAAGAUUUGAAGAAAGAAAAACAUGUUCCCAUGAAAGCAAAGAGAUGUACCACUUCUGUAAUCAGUGAAACUCCACCAUCCAAAAAAAUGAAAAUUUCUCAAAACAGCAAGAAACCAGGGGAAGAAGAGGGCACUACUCAAGGUACUUUGAAAAAGAGUACGUGUUCUCCAGAGAAAGCCAAGGGCAGACGUACUGUGCCUCAUGUACCAACUAUAAAGCAAAAGAUUCUUAAAAGUACUGAGGAGCAGGAGUUGGAGAAGAGCCUGAAAAUGCAGCAAGAAGUGAUAGAAAUGAGGAAAAAGAAUGAAGAGUUCAAGAAACUUGCUCUUGCAGGAGCAGGGCAACCAGUGAAGAAAUCAGUGAGCCAGGUAACCAAAGCAAUUGACUUUCACUUCUGCACAGAUGAGCGAAUCAAACAACAUCCUAAGAACCAGGAGGAGUAUAAGGAAGUGAACUUUACAGCUGAACUGCGAAAGCAUCCUCCAUCUCCCGCUCAAGUUAAGGGCUGUACUGUUAUUAAGCCUUUCAACUUGUCCCAAGGAAGGAAGAGAACUUUUGAAGAGGCUUCGUCUGCAUAUGUGCCUCUGGCGCAGCAGGUGGAAGCGUUUCACAAAAGAACCCCUAACAGAUACCAUUUGAGGAGCAAGAAGGAAGAUUCUAGCCUGGUACCCUCCAGAUCUUCUGUGACCAAGAUGUCCACAAAGCCACGGACUCCUCUACUGCAAACCAAGCACCGAGCAAGGCCUGUGACCUGCAAAAGCACAGCAGAACAGGAGGCUGAAGAGCUUGAGAAGCUGCAGCAAUACAAAUUCAAAGCUCGAGAAGUAGAUCCCAGAAUUCUUGAGGGUGGGCCUGUCUUGCUGAAGAGACCGCCUGUGAAACCACCCACUCAGCCUAUUGGCUUUGAUUUGGAAAUUGAGAAAAGAAUCCAGGAUCGAGAGUCAAAGAAGAAAUCAGACGAUGAGCACUUUGAAUUUCAUUCCAGACCUUGCCCUACUAAGAUCUUGGAAGACGUUGUGGGUGUUCCUGAAAAGAAGGUCCUUCCAGUCACUGUCCCCAAGUCUCCAGCCUUUGCACUGAAGAACAGAAUCCGACUACCCAGCAAAGAAGAUGAGGAAGAGGAUGAGCCAGCAGUGCUAAGAGCUCAGCCUGUGCCACAUUAUGGGGUGCCUUUUAAGCCCCAUAUUCCGGAGGCAAGAACUGUAGAAAUAUGCCCUUUCUCCUUUGAUUCUCGGGACAAAGAACGCCAAUUACAGAAGAAGAAGAAAAUAAAAGAAUUGCAGAAAGGGGAGGUACCCAAGUUUAAGGCACUUCCCUUACCUCAUUUUGAUAGCAUUAACCUGCCAGAGAAGAAGAUAAAGAACGUGACCCAAAUUGAGCCGUUUGACUUGGAGACUGACAAAAGAGGUGCUAAGAAGGCUCAGACGUGGAAGUACCAGCAGAAAGAAGCAGCUUGCUUCAAGGCUCGUCCAAACACGGUCACUUCCCAGGAGCCCUUUGUUCCCAAGAAAGAGAAAAAAUCAGUUGCUGAGGGCCUUUCUGGUUCUCUAGUUCAGGAGCCUUUGCAGUUGGCCACUGAGAAGAGAGCCAAGGAGCGACAGGAGCUGGAGAAGAGAAUGGCAGAGGUGGAAGCCCAGAAAGCCCAGCAGCUGGAGGAGGCCAGGAAGCAGGAAGAGGAACAGAAGAAGGAGGAGCUGGCCAGACUGCGGAAGGAGCUGGUGCACAAGGCAAAUCCAAUACGCAAAUACCAGUCUGUGGAGAUAAAGUCAAGUGACCAGCCUCUGACUGUGCCUGUCUCUCCCAAGUUCUCGACCCGAUUCCACUGCUGAGCUAAGCUGCGAGCUGCUUGUUACUUUACACCAGGCACGGAGGGAACUCAUUUCUGCAGACUUACUGACCCAUGCCUUGGCGCAUUCUGACCGCUGUGGGGCCAGUUCUGUGGAGAAGUGUUUCCAUACAUUUUAAGGCUAAAGUGAGACUUACUAAA